Messenger RNA from Pelagomonas calceolata, 689 nucleotides. NCBI's taxonomy places the organism in Eukaryota, Pelagophyceae, Pelagomonadales, Pelagomonadaceae. The record is from the annotation of a GenBank genome assembly.
UGAAAAUUGCCGACGCACCCUCAUCCGCAACCAGCUCGUGGUGCAUCAUGUCUGUGCGAGGUAGUUGACUGCUUUUUCAGCGGCCGCCGAGACCAUGCAUCCGCCAGCAGCAGCUGAUCCAACCGACGAGCGCAUGGUGAGUGCACUCAAUUAUGCAUUGAGCGGCAGAGGAGGCGCCGUCGACGAUGCGGCGCUCGCGCUGGGCCUCGCGCUGGCCGGACGCAGUGGUGGCCACGGCGCGCGCCAUAGCUCGCUCUCGCCGAGCGAGUCGUCCGUGGCGUCGACGACGUCGAUGAUGUCGACGUCCUCCUUUGCCUCGUCGCUGGCGCCGGCCGACGCGCCGGCCGACGAGCAUGUCGUGCUACCCGGCGACACUCUAGCGGGCAUUUGUAUUCGCUACGGCGUGUCCGCGCGAUCGCUCCGCCGCCUGAACCGCCUCGACGAGGGCGAUCAGGUGAUGCAGCACGCGAUCCUGCGCAUCCCGCCUGCACGGCGCGGUCGCCGCCAGACGCCGCAAGCGCAAACUCCGGACGUUCUGGCCGCGCGGCAGCGACUGGCGUUCCGCGAGAGCGGCGCGUGGACCGAGGACGAGUCCUUCCGGGUCGCUAUUCGCAUCAUCAACGGGCGGCGCGUGCGGUGAUUGUAUGCGCCGCAUCUCCUCCUUUGUUUGUUAAAACUUUAUGUCUGCA